AUGGACGAAUGUGUAGACGAUGAAUAUGACCUUGAGCUGGGUGUUGCCCUGUCACUGUCCCAGGCAGAGGCUGCAAGUGACGGGAAGCCUGUUCUACCGCUUGUACGGCGCAAAAUACUGCCAGCAGUGACAGUUGCUCCAGGCAAUAAGAAGCUGCUAUCUAACAUACACCGGGAUGACAAGAAAAUGGCCAAACAUAUAGACAACGUCAUAAAGAAAGCCUUCCACACACUUCAGGUUAUAGGCGGGGCAGAGCAAACUUCUAGUGACCACAUAGAUGUGGAAACUUUGGAAAUCGCAUUAACUAGGUUAGGAUACCCAGUGGGUACAAUGGAGCUCCAGCAGAUGUUACACUGCUACAUAUCGGAUCAACCCUCUGGAGCCAUUUUGGAUGACUAUACCCUCUACACUCGCGAAACCGUGAAUGGUCGUAACAUAAACUCCGAGUGGCAUCCACCAUGUGCCACUCCUGUAGGCUCCAUUGAUCGGAUUAGCAUCGACGUUUUUCGUGACAUAUUUUUAGAUUGCAACCUUCGUAUGGAGAAGAACGGUAUUAUAUACUGA
Molecule: messenger RNA, 564 nt
Organism: Babesia bovis T2Bo
Lineage: Eukaryota; Apicomplexa; Aconoidasida; Piroplasmida; Babesiidae
Exons: 1
Coding region: 1-564 (187 amino acids)
Source: RefSeq, a predicted model, not a curated record